Molecule: messenger RNA, 1637 nt
Organism: Camelina sativa (false flax)
Lineage: Eukaryota; Viridiplantae; Streptophyta; Magnoliopsida; Brassicales; Brassicaceae
Source: RefSeq, a predicted model, not a curated record
CUUGCAGAGACUUGUUCCCAUGGACCAACAGUUGUAAGACUGGACAAUUCUAAAAGAAAUUCAAUAAAGAAGAAAAAAGUGACAGAGGUUUUGUUACACAAAAGCGGUACCGGACGACAUGAAGUUCUCACCGGGGAAUUGACUUGUCAAAAGCGCGUGCAGUGCACAGCAUCUCUACUGUUGUCUGUUUGCUCUCAUCAAAUCACACAAAAAGUAAAACACAACAACAACAACAACAAAAGCUGUUUUGAUUUUACAUUUUUGUUUUUUUGUUUUUAUUGACUGAGAGAGUUAGUUCAAAUCCUAGAUCCCGCUACGAAUUUGUUUGUUCACACACUUUUAUUUUUUGUUUGCUCAACCGAACCAAACAACAACAAAAAAAAGUAAAGAGAAAAGUUGUUUCCUUCUGCGUUACUACUUCUCCGUUAGUUUCGAGACACACUGACACUAUUAGGUAACAUUUUAGACCAUGAAGAUCAAGUCAUCUUCUUCUUCUUCUUCGCUCUCACUCGGCUCAAAGACUCACUCUUUCGGCUGUAUCUCUCUCAUUCUUCAAAGAUUUCUCUGUUCCGGCUCCUCUUCUGCAUACCCAACUGAUCGAAUCACUGAACCCAGUUUCGAGUCUCGUGAUUUCAUCUCUGAGCCACUCAGAGUCAGAGGAGAUGAGCCAGGAGCUGUGGCGAGGCUCAUGGGUUUGGACUCAAUUCUCGUUACUGAAAAGAACAGAGUCGUCUCAAGGAGCCGUUCUGUGAACUCUGUUGAUUAUUUGAAGAGGGAGGACAACGAUGCUGUUCAGGGGAAGCAUAGAAGAGUUAAGUCCACUCUUGAUUCUUACCACUUUCCGGAGUAUGUUGAGCUUGAAGAUGAUAACUUCUUCAUUCUCAGCUUCGAGAAGGAUAAAACUGACAAGGGUCUUGGAGAAUUGAAGCAGUCGGGAACAAAAAAUUGUAAGAAGAGACGAGAAACAAGAGAGAAUCAAACACACAUUGAGGGUAAAGAGAACAACAUCAACGCAAUGAACGUUUCACCAGGAAGCGAGAGGCUUGAGAUUGGAGAAUUGAAUCAGCCUAGGAAGGAGAAACGUAAGAACAGAAGAAAAAGGAGAGAGAUUAAGUUGAGACAGAACAUCGACAAGGAGAAUUGGAUUCAGAGUUGGUCCAGAGGUGGAGAUUUAGUCAAUUGUGAAGUGAGAUCAACAAAGGAAGAAGAAGAAGAGUGUGGAAGCUGCGAUGAUUCGAGCCCUGUCUCUGUUCUUGACUAUGACUGGUUGUCAGGUGUUCGAGUAACUCCAUCAUCAGAGAAAAAAACUUCAAGAAGACAAUUAUCUUCAGAACUCGAAUCCAGUAAGCGUAAUGAAACGAUUCAACAAAAUCACAUCACAUUAACCAGUAGAUCAAGAGAGGAGUCGGAAGUCCAAUGUCAUGGCUACCAAGAGAUGUGGAUCAUGAUUUGCAAACUCACUGUAUCCGAGCUUGAAGAUUCAAAUUGGGAUUACGGAAAAGCUUCAAAUCUCAAAGAUUCAGAAGGAAUCAUAACCGAAGAUAUAGUCUCAAAUAUAUUAGAUCACCUCUUAGAAGAAACAAUUACAACACUUUCCUUAACUUCACAAGUGUAAAAAAACAUUUUUGUACUUCCAA